AUGUGGCUCCUUCGGUUGCUUCUGACUCUCUCCAUUAUCUCCUUUUCUUCAACUUUUCUGUUGGAUGAGGUACCUUUUGAAAUAAAUCCUCUGAUUAUUCAUUGGGAGGAUAAUGACGUCAUUCGAGGGAGACUCAAGGCUUCAGCUGAUCUCCAUUUGGCUGAGAAAUCCCAUUUUAAAAAUCGAGAGUUUCUGAUCGAGAGUAACAAAGUGGUCUCAGACCACAAAACGGACAGAUCCAGAAGAGAUUUGGGAUUGUUAACAAGUCCCGUAGCAACGGCAGUAGUCACGGGAAUGAUAGGUAAGUUAAGAUUCGACUAAAACUAAUCGCUCUUUUAGGAAUGACAGCCAAAGUGGUCUCUGAUAUUACAAGUUAUCAUUCGAAUCCUUCAAGUGGGGGCUGUGAAUGGUUUGGAACCGCUCCGUUGUGUAAUCAUGCUUGCCCUAGUGAUUACGACUACGUGAGGGGACACAAUGGAAGGUGCUCCAACUUCUGGUUGGCCUCAACUUGUAAACCUGACGACAGUUUCGGGGAGCCUUGUUCAACUUUACUCGGAUCUUUUUUCAAAAAAAGAUUUUGUUGCAAGUUAGCUUUUUUUGAUGAUGCAAUCCCUUAA
This is a messenger RNA of Bursaphelenchus xylophilus (pine wood nematode), 617 nucleotides long. Lineage: Eukaryota; Metazoa; Nematoda; Chromadorea; Rhabditida; Aphelenchoididae. The record is from the annotation of a GenBank genome assembly.